AUGGACAACCGCAAGUUCAGCAUCAACCGCAACACCGGUGUGCCCCGCCCCGCACGCCGUUUCUCCAUCGGAGAGCCUGGCUUGAACGAGGCUAGCAGUAAGAUCCAUCGCCAGUUCCGUGCUGCUCACGAAGGCCAUCUUCCACAUGCCGGCCUAGACGCCACUAGGGCCUCUACCGGUGUCGUCUGGUGCACUGAGCGUGCGGCCGAGUAUGGCUUCCUUGAGGAGCCUGAGAAAUGGGCCAACCUAGGGCAGGGUGCCCCUGAGGUCGACGACGAUAUUGAGGGCUGCUUUGACCGUCCCACCCACAUCGAUAUCAGCGCCGCAAGCCGUGAGUAUGGCCCAACUGCCGGUAUCAAGCCCCUCCGCGAGGCCGUCGCCCAUCUCUACAACGAGAUGCACCGUAAGGGCAAGGCCAGCCAGUACACCUGGGAGAACGUUGCCAUCGUGCCGGGUGGUCGUGCCGGUCUCAUCCGUAUCGCUGCUGUCCUGAACAACGCCUACGUCGGUUUCUUCAUUCCUGACUACACCGCCUACAACGAAAUGCUUUCUCUAUUCAAGAACUUCGCCGCUAUCCCCGUUCCCCUCUCCGAGGAGGACGGCUACCAUAUCCACCCGGACAAGAUCGCCGAGGAAAUUGCCCGUGGUACCGGCGUCAUCCUCACCUCGAACCCGCGCAACCCUACCGGCCGCGUCGUCCAGAACCCGGAGCUGGCCGAGAUCCAAGACCUGUGCCGCGAGCGUGCUACCCUUGUCAGCGAUGAGUUCUACUCGGGCUACAACUACACCAGUGACUGCGACGGUUCCACUAUCAGCGCGGCUGAGAACGUUAUCGACGUCGAUGAGGACGACGUCCUGAUUAUUGACGGUUUGACCAAGCGCUUCCGUCUCCCAGGCUGGCGUGUUGCGUGGAUUAUCGGACCCAAGGAGUUCAUCAAGGCCAUUGGCUCCUGCGGUUCCUACCUUGACGGCGGCACCAACGUGCCCUUCCAAGAGGCCGCCGUCCCCAUGCUCGAGCCCUCCCUCGUGCAAAAAGAAAUGGUCGCGCUGCAGACCCACUUCCGCACAAAGCGCGACUACGUCGUCAAGCGUCUCCGCGACAUGGGCUUCGUCAUCCGCUACGUGCCCGACUCGACUUUCUACCUCUGGCUCAACCUCGAGGGCCUGCCCGGCCCCAUCUCCGACGGCCUGAACUUCUUCCAGGCCUGUCUGGAUGAGAAGGUCAUUGUCGUGCCUGGUAUCUUCUUCGAUCUCAACCCUGCGAGGCGUAGGGAUCUGUUUGACAGUCCCUGUCAUCACUUUGUGCGGUUCUCGUAUGGCCCGCGCAUGGAUGUGCUUGAGAUGGGAUGUGAUGGUAUUGAGAGGGUUAUCAAGAAGUUCCGCAACUUGGUCAGCCACUGA
Molecule: messenger RNA, 1401 nt
Organism: Dichotomopilus funicola
Lineage: Eukaryota; Fungi; Ascomycota; Sordariomycetes; Sordariales; Chaetomiaceae
Product: pyridoxal phosphate-dependent transferase
Exons: 10
Coding region: 1-1401 (466 amino acids)
Biological process (GO): biosynthetic process
Molecular function (GO): pyridoxal phosphate binding
Source: RefSeq, a predicted model, not a curated record